This is a messenger RNA of Necator americanus (New World hookworm), 1296 nucleotides long. RefSeq lists its product as uncharacterized. Gene Ontology annotation, biological process: ribosomal small subunit biogenesis; ribosomal small subunit export from nucleus. The coding region runs from base 1 to 1296 and encodes 431 amino acids. NCBI's taxonomy places the organism in Eukaryota, Metazoa, Nematoda, Chromadorea, Rhabditida, Ancylostomatidae. Gene Ontology annotation, cellular component: cytosol; nucleus; preribosome, small subunit precursor. The transcript is spliced from 12 exons. The record is from RefSeq and is a predicted model, not a curated record.
AUGUCGUGUAGGACACGGGUGGCUGUCCACCAACUUGUCCAGGGUAAAAAGAAAGCUUUCUUGAACAAGAAAAAUGCCGUACACUAUAGGCUGAUUCCGAAAACAGCUGCCGAAAGUUUAUCGGACGAGGGAAAACGGUUUAUCCCUACACAAGAACAUUUGGAGGAACAACACAAAUACGGGAUAUUUUUUGACGAUGACUAUGAUUAUAUGCAACAUUUGAGGGAUGUCAGGGAGACGGGAACGUUACAGUCGCUGGAAGAAGCGACUGAACAAGAGAGAUGCAUCAUACGGGCACCUAAGCUACAACCUCAAAAGCCAUCAGUUCUUUUCGGAGAAACAGUAGGUUGCAUAGCAAAAAAAGAGGAAGAGGAGAUUUUCGAUGAGGAUGUAGAACAAGCCUUGGAGGGCAAUUUUGACGGUGAAAUAGGAGGUGGAUUGGAAGAUGAUUUUAUAGCUCUUGCUGGUGGUCUUGCCGAACCCACACUGAGGUCGCAUAUUCAGCAACAUCGGGAGUCAACUGUUCAUUUCAGUAGUGAUGAAGAGGAGGAUGAAGAAUCGAACUACAGCGACUCCACUUACAGCGACGAAGAAAAGGAAAAGAAAAUGUUUGAGGAAGUGGGACGUGACGGGCCGCGACGAGAAAUUGAUGACCGUUUUGAUCAACUCCUAGAGGGUGACUAUCAUGAUGAUCAGUUGGGAGAACUGGACGGAGAUGAUUUCCGUAUUGGUGGUAUGCUAGAGCCGAAUGAUGAACGGGUAAAACGAAUGGUUAAAGAAAGCAAUGGUGGGCCUAUAGACGAUGAGCAGGCUUCAAAAUCGUGGACGAGGCAGCGAGUGCGAUUAAUUGAAGCCAACGUAAUCAAGAAUGAUGAGGUAAUGGAAGAUGUUGAGGUCGACGAGGCAGCAUCAAAACGUCUCAAAUGGGAUUGCGAAUCGUACGCGACUCAGUAUUCGAAUAUUUACAAUCAUCCGACAGUCAUUCGAAGUGGUAAAUUAUCGCGUGGCGCCCUAAAACGAUUCGCUCGUGAAUCGUCUAAAGUGGACGAAAUGGAAGUAGAAGAUGAAGAGAUGAAAAGCAACGAGGACGAUUCGAUGAGUCAAUGUACACAGGCGUCAACGUACAGACCUAAAGGGGAAACAUCUGAGCAACGGCGUCUUCGCAAACAGGCGGUUAAGGAAGCUCGACGGUUCCGGAGACAAGAGAAGAAGGGCAAUAAGUUGGCAUUUGCUGAGGAGCGUAGGAAGGUUGUCAAGGAGCGCGUUGGACAAAUCAAGACGGUUCCGAUGGUUUAA